GGAAGUGGGUGGCUUUCUUUUGUUUCAUUUUCAAUCUCUGGAAUCGAGCGGUUACUUCUACGCUGUCUUCCCUCGGUUCCUCCGCCUCUUUUUCUCCUCUUAUACUCUCCUUUCUUUCCUCCUCUUUCCCUCACUUUCCCUGUUUUUCACUUUGCUUUCUCAGCUCCUCUUACUAAGAGAAAGCGCAAUGGCUUCUGCUUUCUCUGCUACCAAGUUCACCCCUUUCAAUCCCACCACCCCCAGAUCUCACCACAAACAACCUCUUUUCGAUCCUCUCAAAACCACCAGUUCUUUUCCGGGAUCUACUCGAAAACUUCGUUUCACUACUUUUCCCACAUUGAAUCUACUCAAUUCUCACCGUCGAUCACCUGUUGUUGCAGUUUCCGAAGCCAUUGAAGAAAAGAAGCUCAAAUUGACCUCCAAUCUGUUGAUCACAAAAGAAGAAGGCUUAGAACUAUAUGAGGAUAUGGUGUUGGGCAGAGCCUUUGAGGACAUGUGUGCCCAGAUGUAUUACAGGGGGAAAAUGUUUGGCUUUGUUCAUCUCUAUAAUGGUCAAGAGGCUGUCUCAACUGGGUUCAUCAAGCUGUUGAAGAAGGAAGAUUAUGUUGUCAGCACUUAUCGGGAUCACGUCCAUGCAUUGAGCAAGGGUGUCUCUGCUCGUGCUGUAAUGAGUGAGCUCUUUGGCAAGACCACUGGGUGUUGUCGUGGCCAAGGUGGAUCCAUGCACAUGUUUUCGAAAGAGCACAAUGUGCUUGGUGGAUUUGCAUUUAUUGGCGAGGGAAUUCCAGUGGCAACUGGUGCAGCUUUUACCUCUAAAUAUAAGAGAGCGGUUUUGAAGGAGACAGAUAGUGAGGAUGUGACACUGGCAUUUUUUGGAGAUGGAACAUGUAAUAAUGGACAAUUCUUUGAGUGUCUGAACAUGGCGGCACUGUGGAAAUUGCCCAUUGUGUUUGUUGUGGAGAAUAAUUUGUGGGCAAUUGGAAUGUCACACCUGAGGGCAACUUCAGAUCCUGAGAUUUGGAAGAAGGGCCCAGCAUUUGGUAUGCCAGGUGUUCAUGUCGAUGGAAUGGAUGUUUUGAAAGUAAGGGAGGUGGCCAAGGAAGCAAUUGGAAGGGCCAGGAUGGGAGAAGGACCAACUCUGGUGGAAUGUGAGACUUACAGGUUUAGAGGACACUCAUUAGCUGAUCCUGAUGAGCUUCGUGACCCUGCCGAGAAGGCUCACUAUGCUGCUAGAGAUCCCGUCACAUCCUUGAAGAAGUACAUUAUUGAGAACAACCUAGCCAGUGAAGUAGAGUUGAAAGCCAUUGAGAAGAAGAUAGAUGAAGUGGUUGAGGAUGCUGUUGAAUUUGCAGAUGAGAGCCCUCAUCCACCUCGCAGCCAGCUACUUGAGAAUGUAUUUGCAGAUCCAAAAGGCUUUGGAAUUGGACCUGAUGGGCGGUAUCGAUGCGAGGAUCCCAAAUUCACCCAAGGGACUGCUCAUGUCUAAGUUUUUAGAGUUGGGGACGUUAAUUAAUUACUUCUUGGUCUGCAUGAGGUUUAUAAUUAUACUAGAAUUUGUUAGUAAUCCACUUGUUCCCUUAAAUGUAAUGCUGUGUCUUGUAUAAGCAGGAUUUCUAGUUUAGCUUGCUUUGUACUUAAGUUUUUGGUUUUGUUUUGCUAAUCAUCCUUUUGUUUAUUGGACUAUUGUUUGGAAUGGAAACCACAAAUGGUUCACGUUCCUUGCACCCCCUUGGAAAAAAAAGGAAAACAAUAAUCUUAUGUAGAAUAUUUUAUAAUAGAAUUUUUGUGUUCGACAUA
Molecule: messenger RNA, 1797 nt
Organism: Manihot esculenta (cassava)
Lineage: Eukaryota; Viridiplantae; Streptophyta; Magnoliopsida; Malpighiales; Euphorbiaceae
Product: pyruvate dehydrogenase E1 component subunit alpha-3, chloroplastic
Exons: 3
Coding region: 188-1486 (432 amino acids)
Biological process (GO): pyruvate decarboxylation to acetyl-CoA
Cellular component (GO): intracellular membrane-bounded organelle
Molecular function (GO): pyruvate dehydrogenase (acetyl-transferring) activity
Source: RefSeq, a predicted model, not a curated record